AUGUCCGCCCAAUCAGAGCCUCAGGUCAAACACUUUGAGAUCAAAGACAUUGUCUUUGAGGACGGGACUCAGCUGGCUUCAGCGCGGCUGGCCUACCUUGACCUGAAUCCAGAGGCUCACAAAACGGCCCUAAUCAUCACUUGUUUUCGUGGACGGCUACAGUCAACACUCAACUUCUCCAACGGUGCCUUACAGAGCCAUCGGAUCAUUGUCGUAGCCCUUUUUGGAAAUGGAGAGUCGUCAAGCCCAUCCAACACGGAGGGAUUCCCAGGAUCCGUCGACUAUCGUGACUGCGUGCGCGCCCAGCGAGAUUUGCUGCACCAUCUCGGCAUCCAGUCUCUUGAUGUUGUAUUAGGAUUCUCCAUGGGUGGGCAAUGCACGUACUACUGGACCGUCAUGCAGCCAGAGUUUGUUGCAAACGCCAUAGUCAUAUGUUCUUCUGCGAGAACCAGCCGGCACAAUUACCAGUUCUUGGAGGGUCCAAAAGCAGCUCUCGUGAACUCGCUUGACUAUAUGGAUACGACGCGUUCACCAAGCUCGCCACCGCUUCGAGGACUUGGCGCUUUUGGAAAGGCCUACUCGGCCUGGCUGACGAGCGCCGAGUGGUUCGAGCAGGAGGAAUACAAAUCUCUGGGCUACGAGACACAGAAGGCGUGGGAUUCGAGUAUGGUUGUCACUAGCUACUAUUCCUGGGGGCCUGAUGACCUUCUCGCCCAGUUGGGCAUGUGGCAGAGGGGCGAUAUUACGGUCCUGAGCGGCUCCAGUUCACUCCAAGCGACUCUAGCUCAGAUCAAGGCACGUGUGCUGCUGAUGCCUUGCCAAACGGACCAAUAUUUUCGUUGGGAGGCCAGUCAAAAAGAGUCGAGCUGGAUCCAGGACGCGACACUGAACGUGAUACCUUCAAUCUGGGGGCAUCUGGCGGGAAUCGGAACCAACCCAGUUGACAUGGAAUGGAUGGAUAAGACGAUAGAUGAUUUCUUGAAAGGCUGA
Molecule: messenger RNA, 990 nt
Organism: Fusarium keratoplasticum
Lineage: Eukaryota; Fungi; Ascomycota; Sordariomycetes; Hypocreales; Nectriaceae
Product: AB hydrolase-1 domain-containing protein
Exons: 1
Coding region: 1-990 (329 amino acids)
Biological process (GO): biosynthetic process
Molecular function (GO): acyltransferase activity, transferring groups other than amino-acyl groups
Source: RefSeq, a predicted model, not a curated record